Paramuricea clavata is the source of this 435-nucleotide messenger RNA. The record is from the annotation of a GenBank genome assembly. NCBI's taxonomy places the organism in Eukaryota, Metazoa, Cnidaria, Anthozoa, Malacalcyonacea, Plexauridae.
AUGUACACACGGCAACGUAAUUCUGAACAAACAUCAGCGACUGGAGCGGAUAUUUCGGCUGAAGAGAUGUCAAGCGAGAGUUCUGUUGAUGAGCCUGUGCAAAUUGAGACAAAAGAUGUGCCUGCUUCUGCGAGAAAACUUGAUUUGGAAAGUUCCAGUGAGGAUGAAAUAGAACUACCAGAAAGCACCGAAGGUUUUCGUUUUGUUGACAUUGCUAUACUAGCAGAAAUAAUGGAGACGUUUUGGUGUCCUGAAUGUCGAAGUGGCAAUAUAAUUAUGAAGGAGAAACUGGAAGGUAAAAAAGGAUUUGCAUCACAGAUGAUCCUUGAAUGUUCAGCUCGGAAUUGUAAGUACUUGAGGAGUUUUUAUACAUCAAAAACUGUGUGUAAUGGUAAAGCUUUUGAGGUAAAUCGUAGAGCUGUGUUGGCUGGAUGA